CAUGGUAGAUCAAGAGCACAAUGAGGGUGUGGACUUACUCUACUCCAUAUCUUACUUUUGGCUGAUCCCCCUAUGCAUAUUCACAACAGUGUUUGUGGGAUCUGUUGUGUCUGUCCUAACCGGACGACCGGACCCUGCCGAUGUUGACGUCCGCUACAUUCUGCCCUUCUUUGAUUACUGCUGUCCGUGUCUUCCUCAGAGAGUAAGGAAAAUGUUGUAUGGUGGAGUAAGAUUUGAGGAGAGGAAAGCUUGGUUAAAGAGUCGAGACCAGAAACAUUUAUCUUACGACGAAAUUACAAUCAAGCCAACAGAAGAAAAACUCGUCGGUCAGGCCACUUCCCAUUCAACAGAACCAAAACUUUUCUACAUAUCCGCCAAUUCGACGAGGGAACUCGGUGAACAUAAUACAUCUUCACAAGCGGAAGUAAAUCCUGUCAUUGAUAACACACUACCGCAUUCAAGGACAGAACAACUCCAUGACAAUAAGUAUACCGACUCCACAGGGGAACAACUCCGUGACAAUAAAUAUAUCAACUCGACCCACUUCUAGUGAAACGUACUAGGACGUAUCUAACAUUUUCUUCCAUCGACACGUUCAAGGUACAAUCACCAUUACAUGUCGUUAUUGGUUCCACUCAACGAAAUAACAACAUAUGUUCAUUAUACGACGGUUA
Molecule: messenger RNA, 674 nt
Organism: Mizuhopecten yessoensis (Yesso scallop)
Lineage: Eukaryota; Metazoa; Mollusca; Bivalvia; Pectinida; Pectinidae
Exons: 4
Coding region: 2-550 (182 amino acids)
Source: RefSeq, a predicted model, not a curated record